Messenger RNA from Caenorhabditis elegans, 3026 nucleotides. RefSeq names its product Polyadenylate-binding protein (gene pab-2). Bases 5 to 2083 code for a protein of 692 amino acids. Gene Ontology annotation, cellular component: cytoplasm. Gene Ontology annotation, molecular function: nucleic acid binding; RNA binding. The transcript has 5 exons. The record is from RefSeq and is marked reviewed. Lineage: Eukaryota; Metazoa; Nematoda; Chromadorea; Rhabditida; Rhabditidae.
UACGAUGGCCCAAGUUCCACCGCCAAUGACUCAAGUGGUUACCAGUGCUCCACCACCGACCGCAGCAGCAACCGUCGUCGCCGGUGCAGUUGCCGGACAACCACAAGCCGUCAUUCAGCAGGGUCCACCGCCAACAAACAUAGGAUACCCGCCAAAUGCAACCUAUUCGAUGGCUUCACUCUACAUUGGUGAUCUUCAUCCCGAUGUUUCAGAGGCUAUGCUAUUCGAGAAGUUCAGUAUGGCGGGACCGGUGCUUUCAAUCCGAGUGUGCCGCGACAAUACCAGCCGCUUGUCGCUCGGGUAUGCCUACGUCAACUUCCAGCAGCCUGCUGAUGCCGAGCGCGCCUUGGACACUAUGAACUUCGAAGUCAUCCACGGACGUCCAAUGCGUAUCAUGUGGUCCCAACGUGACCCUGCUGCUCGCCGUGCCGGAAAUGGAAACAUCUUCAUUAAGAACUUGGAUCGUGUCAUUGACAACAAGUCCGUCUACGACACUUUCUCGCUUUUUGGAAACAUUUUGUCUUGCAAAGUUGCCACCGACGAUGAAGGAAACAGCAAAGGAUACGGAUUUGUUCACUUCGAGACUGAGCACUCUGCGCAAACUGCCAUUGAGAAAGUCAAUGGAAUGCUUCUUUCUGAUAAGAAAGUCUAUGUCGGAAAAUUCCAACCUCGCGCACAACGCAUGAAGGAGCUUGGAGAGAGUGGCCUCAAGUACACCAACGUCUUCGUCAAGAACUUCGGCGAGCAUCUCGACCAGGAAAAGCUUUCCGCAAUGUUCUCCAAGUUUGGAGAGAUUACUAGUGCCGUAGUGAUGACCGAUGCGCAAGGCAAACCAAAAGGUUUUGGAUUUGUCGCUUUUGCUGAUCAGGAUGCCGCUGGUCAAGCUGUUGAAAAACUCAACGACAGCAUUUUGGAAGGAACUGACUGCAAGCUUUCAGUCUGCAGAGCUCAAAAGAAGUCUGAGCGUUCUGCAGAGCUCAAGAGAAAGUACGAAGCUUUGAAGCAAGAGCGUGUCCAGCGUUAUCAAGGAGUAAACUUGUACGUCAAGAACAUUGAGGAAGAUCUCAACGAUGAUGGUCUUCGUGAUCACUUUUCUUCCUUCGGAACAAUCACUUCUGCUAAAGUUAUGGUUGAUGAGAACGGAAGAUCGAAGGGAUUCGGUUUCGUGUGCUUUGAGAAGCCAGAAGAGGCAACCGCUGCCGUCACUGAUAUGAACUCCAAAAUGAUUGGAGCCAAGCCACUGUAUGUGGCCCUUGCUCAACGCAAGGAGGAUCGUCGUGCUCAGUUGGCAUCUCAGUACAUGCAAAGACUUGCAACUCUUCGCAUGGGACAGCAGGCCAGCGGAGUUCCAGCAAUGACUCAGCUCUACCAGCCAGGACAACAAGGAUACUUUGUUCCAAAUCCAAUGAAUGCUCAAGGGCGUCCAGGAUUCCAGCCACAAUCUGCUCAAAUUCGCGGACCACCAGGACAACGCGUGUUCCAAAACCAGAUGUUCAUGCAAUAUCCAUUCAAUCAGCGCCAAGUUUACCCACAACAACAGGGACGUCCACCAAUGCGAACCAACGAUGGUCGUCCACAAUAUGGAAUGGCUCCAAGACCAGCCGGAGCACCACGUGUCGGAGGACCUGGAGUGCAGAUGGGAGGGGCACCUAUUCGUCAACAAGGACCAGCCCCACGCGGAGCACCACAGAAGCCGUUCUACCAAGGACCACCACGCCAGCAACAACCACAACAGCACUCCCAGCAACCAGCACAACAGCCAGGACAACAAGGACAAGGACAAUCCGGAAUCGUUAUUCACGGACAGGAGACUCUUACCUCCCAUAUGCUUGCUCAAGCUGCUCCACAAGAGCAAAAGCAACUUCUCGGAGAGCGUAUCUAUGCUCUUAUCGAGAAGAUGUUCCCGAACCACAAGGAGGCCGGCAAAAUCACUGGAAUGAUGCUGGAGAUUGACAACGCCGAGUUGAUCAUGAUGCUCCAAGACGCUGAGUUGUUCAGAAGCAAGGUCGAGGAAGCCUUUGGAGUGCUCACCAAUGCUCAGAGUGCUGCUGCUUCUACUUCUGCUCCAACUGCUAAAAACUAAGCUCUCUAACUUCAUCUUGCAUGCCAAGGUCGUAAUAUUCUCUGAUAUUCAGAGCAAAAAUUGUUGGCUAUACUUUUUGGUACUGAAAGCAGUAUUCAUUCUGCAUUUCAUAAUUUCUCAUCCAAUUUUUUUACCUUCCCAUUUCCUAUUGUACUUUCUUCAAAUAAUCUUACAAAAAACCCCAAAAAAAUUUAAAAAUCUGGAGAAAAAAUUAAAAAAAAAGGAAAAAAAUUCAAAAAAUUCAAAAAAAUGCUUCUAUUUUUCUUUAUUUCAAUUUCACAUUUCUUGCUUGGUAUUUAAAAUUGUCUUGAACUGCGUUGAAGCUGAUUUCUUUAACGAAUGUGUAUAGUUUCAUCUGAAAAUCCCUAAAAAAAAAUAUUUUUUCUUUUCUGGUCCUCUCUCUUGUCUCACUUCAAUCCAAUUCAACAUUUAUGUGUACUUUGUUACUUUCUCCAGAAUUUCGGUGUUUUUUUUUUUUUCAUCAAAAACUUGGAAACCUAGAGAUUGCAACUAAUUUUUAACAUGGUAAUUUGUUCGGCCUUGUAAUGUACUCCGAAGCCCAAGCUCAGAACAAAUCGUCUCACCCCCGCCAGCCAGCAAUUUCAUUGAAAUUAGAUGCUUCUUUCUGAAUGCUUUGAUAUUUCUGUGCAACAAUGUGCAACUUUGUCAUUUCCCGCCUAAUAAUAUGCUCUUUGUGUUAAUAAGUAUAUUCCCACUUAUAUAAGUUAUUGCAACUCUCACCCCUCCCCAUCCUCCCAUAAAACCUAAAAUUUUUCUUUUGUACCCCAAUUUGUACCCACAUAACAAUUGAUACAUCCAUUCUGUGGUUUUUCCGAUAUCCCAACAUCUUAUCGUUUUCCCCAGAAUUUUUCUAAUUAUCAUUAUAAUAAUUUUGUUGUAAACUUUUUGAAUUAAAUAAUGAUAAAUGUAUCUAUAAAAGGAA